GUCUGCGUGGCGUGCCGAGCAUGCGUCGACAGGGGUAUAGUGUAAUCAUUCUGUGACCAGGUAGUACUCUAUAUAAAAUUAAGUCGCACAUGUGCAGCAAGAGGUCAUCCAGGACCCAGGAAGGCAGGAACUGAACGUGCAAGCUGCAAUGCUGUUGUGCAUGUUCAAAUAUUUACAAGUAAUGACACCAAGAUGCUGCUAGAGAAUAUACAGAACAAAGACAAGGAAACCCCGACAAAUGGCACUCGGCAUGUUUGGCGUCCUGUUGCUAUGCGGAGUGCUUUGCUCCUCAGCUAUUAGUCCAUUUAAAGAGCACCUCAAGGCAUGCCACCCAGACUGCACAAAGUUUGGGAAUUGCAACGGCGAGACGGGGCAGUGUGACUGCCCCUUCGGGCUCACAGGCCCGUCCUGCCAGGAGCGGCUGUUCCCGGCCUGCCACGUCAGCAAGGACCCCGGCACAUUGCCGCACUACGGCACCUGGUACCCCAAGAACUGCGAGUGCAUCAAGCAGCUGCACGCCUGGCCGGGCUCCUGCCCCGAGCACCUGCACUACGAGGGCACGGGCGUGUCGGGCGCCAGUCCCUGCUUCUACGACCUGGUCCUGGCGCACAGGUUCCUGUGCUACCGCUACCAGGGCCGCGCCCCCGCGGACCAGCUGUCCGACUCGCCGGCGCUCAACGCCAGCGGCGUGGACUGGUUCCACGCCACCGGGCACACGGCGCGACACAGCCCGCCGCAGGAGGCGCAGCUGCCGCCCGAGCAGGUGCCGCAGGAGUACAAGACCCCCGACGGCGGCCAGUGGCGGCCGCUGAGCGAGUGCCCGGACCGCUGCAACAACCGCGGCUGGUGCCAGAUCCAGGGAAGCAACUACCAGGGGCGGCACUACGACGCGGCGGAGCGCUGGUGCAACUGCCAGGGCUACUUCCGCGGCAACAGCUGCGAGGUGGCGGACACGCAGCACUGCUACCGCGGCUGCAGCGGCGUGGGCGACGGCGUGGGCGAGUGCGUGGGCGGCUGGUGUCACUGCAAGCCGGGGUACUGGGGCCACGGCUGCACGCGCACCAAGGCCUACAGCAGCAGCGUGGGCUGGCGGCCCAAUCACGCCAAGAUCAAAGUGUAUGUGUAUGAUCUGCCGAGUAAUGUGGUGCACCGCCGAGAAUUCCACGACCAAUGGUCGCUCAUUGACCUGAUGUACAAUGCGGAGCUGGAGUUCACGGAGCUGCUGUUGGGCGACUGGGGGGUGCGCACAGAAAACCCCUGGGAAGCCGCGCUGUUCUACGUGCCCACCUUCACGUACUGGUACACGGGCAACGUGGGCCACCCCUACUUUGUCAUCCAGCAUGCCACCAAGUGGCUCCAAGAGAACUCGCCCUUCUUCAACCUCACUGGCGGCCGCAACCACAUCUUCUGGGCCACCAACGACCGCGGGGUGUGCAAGCUGCAGAUGGCGCCGCCGGAGAUGCAGCACUCCAUAAAGCUGGUUCACUUCGGCCAGUCGCCGCGGCGGCCAUACGCCGCCCGCAUGAAGGUGGGCCAGACGACCGACCCCACCGCACACCUGGCGCUGCGCGGCGCCCUGCCCCAGCCCGGCACGCGCUUCCCGGAGUUCCCGGCCGAAUUCACGGCCAUGGACAUCCUGGAGGAGAGCGAGAUAUGCAUACGGCCUGAAAAGGACGUGGUGACCCCCAACUACAUCAUGCCAACCUGGGUGGAGCCACACAACUACAACCAGGUGUGGAACGUGACGCAGCUGCCCGACGGCACGCGGCAGGUGACACGCAAGCGCGGGCCGGACGUCCCCGUGCGCAACCUCACCCUCUACUUUGCCGGCUUCACCAAGCCCCAGAUGUCGUACAGCCAGGGUGUACGGCAGCUGAUUCACAAGCUGUUCGGUCCGGGCGGGAAGUACGACCCCAAGGGCCCCAACGCGCGGCCCGACUACAAGGUCGGAGGUCCGGGAGGCGGUGAGGCCGCCACCUACAUGCAGCAGUCCCGGUUCUGCCUGGCGCCCAUGGGCUCGGGCUGGGGCAUUCGGCUGGUGGAGGCGAUGAUCAGCGGCUGCGUGCCCGUGAUCAUCCAGGACCACGUAUACCAGGCCCACUGGGACGUGGUGCCCUUCCCCGAGUUCUCCAUCCGCGUCGGCCGCCACGACCUGCACCGCCUGGUGGAGCUGCUGGACGACGUGGCGCCGCAGGAGCUGGAGGAGCUGCAGGCCGGCAUCGAGCGCUACCACCGGGCCUUCUUCUGGGACGCCCAGUGGGGCGGCCUCGCCUACAACUACACGAUACAGGCGCUCAAGCAGCGCGCGCACAGCAUGUGGAGCGCAAACUACAGGCGGCGGCGGAGAGCGCAGCAGCGACGCCGGCUGUUCAGUGUGGGGCGGAGGUCGCGGCAUGGGUGGUGAUUGGUUGGGGCUGGAGGUGGGCGUUUGUGGCGGCGGGAUCGGCGUGGGCGCGCGGCAUGGUAGUGUGAUGCUCACAAUGUGCCAAAUGCCCUUGCAUCAAGAGCUGAGGCCUUGGCAUAGGCAGUGGCCUGUUGAUUACGUAAGGAGCUGUAAGGUUGGCUUGGUAAGGGUUAUGACGCAGAGUGGUCGGACAGAGGCUGGCGCCUGGGAAGGGAAGGGGCCCUGCACGAGGGUGGCUGGGCCCCCAGGCUGGGAUGGUGUUUUUCUGAUUCAGCACGCUUUAAUUAUGUGACUCGGGCCGCGAACCUGCGAGUCUAUGUCCGCCUUUCUGUAAAAGCGUUGCACGCUCAACAAUUUGGCACUGCGCGAGUGUAAACAGAACCCUAG
Chlamydomonas reinhardtii is the source of this 2791-nucleotide messenger RNA. RefSeq lists its product as uncharacterized. The coding region runs from base 251 to 2404 and encodes 717 amino acids. The record is from RefSeq and is a predicted model, not a curated record. Gene Ontology annotation, molecular function: glycosyltransferase activity. The transcript has 23 exons. Lineage: Eukaryota; Viridiplantae; Chlorophyta; Chlorophyceae; Chlamydomonadales; Chlamydomonadaceae.